UCAUUGGUUAUGUCUCAUUUAUUUUACGAAUCAUCAUUCCAACUUAAAAUACAAGAAUAUGCGGGCCUGACAAAGCAUCGAUUAAUGAUGAGCUUGGACUCAAUGUGCUCUCAAGUCUCUGUUUAUGUAGUCUGGUCUAUCUAGUUACUAAAAUCAAACUGAUGGAUAAACUUGUUUCAUCUUGGUACAAUGUUCGAUCUGUGCCUGAGGAUUACAUAUUUCCACCAGAGACAAGACCAGGGAACCUCCAUGUUCCUAUAGGUGAAGUAAUUCCAGUGAUUGAUCUCAGUGAAGCAGAGCGAGGUGAUCGAACAGCUACCAUUCAGAAAAUUCUCAAAGCUGCUCAAGAGUUUGGAUUCUUUCGGGUGAUAAAUCAUGGGGUUUCACAGAAUUUAAUGAAUGAAGCAAUGAGUGUGUUCAAAGAACCUUUCCAGUGGUCGAAUGAGGCUAAGCAAAACUUGUACUCAGAGGAUGUUAGCAAGCAUUGCAGGCUCAAAACGUGCAGUAUAUAUUGCACAACUGAUAAGGUUCAUCUCUGGCGGGACUUUCUGAUGCACCCAUGUCAUCCUCUAGAAAAAUGGCAGCAUACCUGGCCUCUAAACCCAACUAGAUACCAAGAGUGCGUAGGAGCAUGUUCAGUUGAAGUCAAGAAGUUGGCUUCUAGGAUUCUGGCAUUCAUCUGUGAAAGACCUGGACUAAAAUGUGGAUAUUUUGAUGAUGAACUUAGUGGAAGCAUGAUGCUUUCAGUUAAUCAUUAUCCUCCAUGUCCUCAACCAAGCUUGACUCUAGGUUCAUCUAAGCAUGCCGACUUGAAUCUAAUUACCAUUUUACUGCAAGAUGAUGUCUACGGACUUCAAGUCUUGAAAGAAGACAAGUGGAUUGGUGUUGAGCCUAAUCCUCAUGCAUUUGUAGUCAAUAUGGGUUGCCUCUUGCAGGUGAUUAGUAACAACAAACUGAAAAGUGCAGAGCACAGAGUUGUGACAAAUCCAAAUACUGCUCGAACAUCAGCUGCAUUUUUCGUACUUUCUUUAGAAGACAGUAUCAUAGAGCCAGCAAAAGAUCUUACGGAUGUACUCCAUCCUCCAAUUUAUAAACCGUUCAAAAUUAAGGAUUUCCUGACCCAAUUCCUAGCAAAGAACGGCGAUCUUUGGAAUAAAUGUGCGAAGUAUUCUCUACUAUUUCUAGCCCUGUCCACCUGCAAACUCAAAGUUGUGAUGACAAUGAAUCCGAAUGCUGUAAAGUUGAAGCUUUGAAAUCGUGGAAAUUGAACUCAAUGUACUAGUAGAGUAUUCAACUUCACCGGUUUUCCAACUUUAGAGGAUCUAAAGUAAUGAUUAACAGUGAUUUAAGAAAAUGUUGGCACACAAAGAUUGUUUUGAAAUCAUUUACUUUUCUUCUGCGGAUAGAAACCUUAAAAUUUUAAUAUGUUGGAGUUUUUCGUUUUUUUU
This is a messenger RNA of Prosopis cineraria, 1448 nucleotides long. Its product is annotated as hyoscyamine 6-dioxygenase-like. NCBI's taxonomy places the organism in Eukaryota, Viridiplantae, Streptophyta, Magnoliopsida, Fabales, Fabaceae. The transcript is spliced from 5 exons. The coding region runs from base 162 to 1253 and encodes 363 amino acids. The record is from RefSeq and is a predicted model, not a curated record.